Molecule: messenger RNA, 7996 nt
Organism: Dama dama (fallow deer)
Lineage: Eukaryota; Metazoa; Chordata; Mammalia; Artiodactyla; Cervidae
Gene: PIGG
Product: phosphatidylinositol glycan anchor biosynthesis class G (EMM blood group)
Exons: 14
Coding region: 146-3175 (1009 amino acids)
Biological process (GO): GPI anchor biosynthetic process
Cellular component (GO): endoplasmic reticulum membrane
Source: RefSeq, a predicted model, not a curated record
CGGCGGACGCGGAAAGGACGCAGCUAGUCUGUCGGGUGCUUCGGCUCCCGCCUACUCGGCGGCGGUGGAGGCGAGAGCCUCUCCUCCUAGGCGAGAAGUGACCCGGUGUCCGGGAAUCCGGAUCUCGGCGCGGAGGGUGGGCACGAUGCGGCUGGGCUCCGGGACCUUCGCUGCCGGCUGCGUCGUGAUCGAGGUGCUCGGCGUCGCGCUCUUCCUCCGGGGCUUCUUCCCGACUCCCGUCUUUUCCGGAGCGGAGCGGCAAGCAGAGUCCCCGGCGCCCGAACCCUCUGCUGGAGCCAGUUCCAACUGGACCGAGCUUCCACCACCUCUCUUCAGUAAAGUUGUUAUUAUGCUGAUAGACGCCUUGAGAGAUGAUUUUGUGUUUGGGUCAAAGGGUGUGAAAUUUAUGCCCUACACAACUUAUCUUGUGGAAAAGGGAUCAUCUCUCAGUUUUGUGGCUGAAGCAAAGCCACCUACAGUUACUAUGCCUCGAAUCAAGGCGUUGCUGACAGGGAGCCUCCCUGGCUUCAUCGAUGUCGUCAGGAACCUCAAUUCUCCCACAUUGCUGGAAGACAAUGUGAUCACACGAGCCAAAGCUGCUGGGAAAAGAAUCAUCUUUUAUGGAGAUGAAACAUGGGUGAAAUUAUUCCCAAAGCAUUUUGUGGAAUACGAUGGAACAACCUCUUUUUUUGUAUCAGAUUAUACAGAGGUGGAUAAUAAUGUUACAAGGCAUUUGGAUAAAGUACUAAAAAGGCAGGAUUGGGAUGUGUUAAUCCUGCACUACCUCGGGCUGGACCACAUCGGCCACAUUUCUGGGCCCAACAGCCCCCUGAUUGGGCACAAGCUCAGUGAGAUGGACAGCAUCCUGAUGAAGAUCCACACCUCACUGCUGUCAGAGGAGAGAGAUACUCUGUUGCCCAGUCUGCUGGUUCUCUGUGGUGAUCAUGGCAUGUCUGAAGCUGGAGGUCAUGGAGCCUCUUCCAUGGAGGAAGUAAACACUGCUCUGGUCUUAAUUAGCUCUGCAUUUGAAAGGAAACCUGGUAGAGCAAAUGAGACAACGACACCUGCAGUCGGCCCUCCCUGUAUCCCUGUCAACAGAUGGUGCCAUUCACACAGUUCUUCAGGUGAUGUCAGACAUCCAACGCACGUUCAACAGACUGAUUUGGCUGCGACACUCUCAAUAGGACUGGGUCUGCCAAUUCCGAAGAGCAAUAUUGGCAGUCUUAUGUUCCCAGUUGUAGAAGGAAGACCAAUGCGGGAACAGCUGAGGUUUUUACAUUUAAAUACAGUACAGCUUAGCAAGUUGUUGCAGGAGAAUGUCCCAUCAUAUGAAAAAGAGCCUGGAUUUGACCAGUUUAAAGUGUCGGAAAGAUCGCACGGGAACUGGAUCAGAUUGUACUUGGAGGAGAAUAACUCAGAAGUCCUUUUCAACCUGGGAGCCAGGGUUCGCAGGCAGUACUUGGACGCACUGAGGACACUGAGGCUGUCGCUGAGCAAACGAGCGGCCCAGUACGACAUCUACUCCAUGGCGGCGGGGACCGUCAUGGUCCUGGAGGUCCUCGCCCUGCUCCUGCUCAGUGUCCCGCAGGCGCUGGGCAGCAGGGCUGAGCUGGACGUGCCCCUGCUGUCGCCCGUGUGCUCACUGCUCUUCUACCUGCUGCUCCUGGCCCUCGCGGCGCUGCACGUCGCCGUGUGCACGGCGGCCGACAGCUCGUGCUACCUCUGCAGCCUCCCGUGGCCGGCUGCGGGCGGCGUGAUGGCGCUGACAGCCGCACUGCUCUGUGCGGUCGUGUCUGCUCUCACCAGGACUUUUGCCGGCGGAAAGUGUCUGAGUCAGAAUCCACCUCAGUCCACCUCAACGUGGUCAGAGUUAGAUCUUCUCAGCUUCUUGGGAACCGUGGGCCAUGUGUUGAGUCUGGGCUCAAGCAGCUUCAUUGAAGAGGAGCACCAGACCUGGUAUUUCCUCAUCAACACGCUGUGUUUAGCUCUGUGCCACCAGAUCUACAGAAACUGCUUUCUGGGAGACGACUGUGCCCCUCAGCAUUGCCCACACAUGGGAGAGGAGUUUGACGGGGUCACGGUGGCCCUGCAGGGCAAGCGUGCUGGCCGUGAGGGGUGGGAGCUCAGCCGAGCGCCCGCGGACCCCUCCUCCCUGGAAGCCCUCAGAGGCCCUGAGCGGUGGAUGGUGCUGGCGAGCCCCUGGCUGGUCCUGGCCUGCUGCCGGCUGCUGCGGUCCCUGAACCAGACCGGUGUGCAGUGGGCCCACCGGCCCGACCUGGGGCACUGGCUCACCAGCUCUGAUCAUAAGGCUGAACUCUCUGUUCUGGCUGUACUUUCCCUCGCCAUGAUUUUUGUGUUGGUUCAGAAGAGGUGCUCCCUCACAUCAAAAGUGGCCAUGGCGUUUGGCCUGCUGGGCGUCUAUUGCUACCGGGCGGCCAUUGGAAAUGUGCUGUUCCCAUGGAAACAAGACAACAAAGAUGUUUCAAAGGGCAUUACUGAGGCUCGUUUUGUUUAUGUCUUUGUCCUUGGCAUUCUGUUCACGGGCACCAAAGACUUGCUUAAAUCUCAAAUCAUUGCUGCAGACUUCACGGCCAGGACUGUGGGCCUUUGGGAGAUAUACAGUGGUUUAGUUCUCCUGGCAGCGCUGCUCCUCAGACCCCACAAUCUUCCUGUCUUGGUGCUGAGCCUCGCGAUCCAGACCAUCAUGACUCAGUUCAUCUGGAGGCCCCUGAGGCACAACAUAACUGAGGUCACUGUGAUGCAUUACUGGUUUGGUCAAGCAUUCUUCUAUUUUCAGGGAAACUCCAACAGCAUCGCCACUGUGGACAUCUCAGCAGGCUUCGUGGGCCUGGAUGCCUACAUGGAGAUCCCAGCCAUGUUCCUGACGGCAUUUGCGACAUACUCGGGGCCUGUGCUGUGGGCCAGCCACCUGGUGAACUUUCUGACCUCAGAAGCCAGCAGCGGCUCGGCACUCAGUCGUGCUUGCUUCUGCUACGCACUCAUCUGUUCUACUCCCGUUUCUGUGUAUGUCGUUUUGGUGACAUCCCUGCGUUACCACUUAUUUAUAUGGAGUGUGUUUUCUCCGAAACUUCUCUAUGAGGGAACGCGUCUGCUCAUCACAGCUGCUGUCUGCAUGUUCUUCACAGCCAUGGAUCAAACCAACACGAGGUCUUAGACUGAGCUAUCAAGACACUGGAAAAAUUAUAUGUUUUUAAACUCUUUUGUUUACUUCAUGGGUUUGUGUCACGAAGGAUAUCUGUUUAAAUGCAAGGUUAUUCUUUUAAAAAAAAGAUGUGAAUUCUAUAAGGUUGAUGAAUAGCUUCAAUUUCUUUGACUACUGUACUUGAAUUUAGAUUGAGUAGUAAGUAGUUUUAAAAUCUCAUUUUAAAAUACUUAGUUGGGUUAUGCAUCAUAUUUCCCUGUUGACAAUCUCUCCGGGAACUUCUGAGCUUUUAAUUUCCUCUGGAUAAGUUACCUGAAUAUAUGUGUUUAAAUUGAAGAAUACAAAGUUUCCAGGUUUGUUAGUGUCCAGGGAUUCUGUGGGACGAGGCUCACCUGCUGCCAGGGUACCCUUGCAGAGCUCAGGGCCUUUAUGAUCCAGGAACCACCAGGGGUCCCAGAAGCUUGGGUUUAUGUGGGCUAUAUCUGUCAGCAUUUAUAGCAUUUAAAAUUAAAACUAAGACAUUUAAAAUAAAUAUAUUCAAUCAAAAAUAAAGAUAUAAAUCAUUUGCAACACCAAGUACUGUAGCCCACUAGCCUCCUCUGUCCAUGGAAUUUUCCAGGCAAGAACACUGGAGUGGGUUGCCAUUCCCUUCUCCAGGGGAUCUUCCCGACCCAGGUCUCCCACAUUGCAGGCAGAUUGUUUACCAUCUGAACCACCAGGGAAGCCCCUAUUGCAUGUUAAUAUACCAUUUUAAAGAAAAAUAAAGGAAUCAAUGCUGAAUACUCAUUGGAAGGACUGAUGCUGAAGCUGAAGCUCCAAUACUUUGGCCACCUGACUUGAAUUGCUGACUCAUUGGAAAAGACCCUGAUGCUGGGAAAAAUUGAAGACAGGAGGAGAAGAGGGCAACAGAGGAUGAGAAGGUUGGUUAGCAUCACCGACUUAAUGGACUUGAAUUUGAGCAAACUCCAGGAGAUAGUAAAGGACAGGGAAGCCUGGUGUGCUGCAGUCCAUGAGGUCACAAAGAGUCAGACAUGACUGAGCAACUGCCAACAACCAGGAUGGAGGCUUGUUGAAAGGAGAACCAGCCGGAUGGUUAGAGAGCUGGAACUUUCAGGCCUGCCCGCUGAUUCCUGGUAAGUCAAUCACUAUUGGCCAGUGACUUAGUUAAUCAUGACUAUAUAAUGAAUCCUCCCUUAAAAAAAAAAAAAAGGAGUGCUUUCUUACCCUUUUUAAGAGUUCCCAAGUCAGGGAACCAGGAACAUUCUAUGUGCCAGCAUGCUGGGCCCCCAGCUCCACAAAAAAAGAAGGUCUUUGUUAAGGACUUUGCCCUGCAUGUCUCUUCAUCUGCUUCUUAAUUCAUAUCCUUUAAUAUCUUUUAACAGUAAAUCACUAAACUAGUGAGUAAACAUAAUGUUUCCCUGAACUCUGCUAGCCAUUCUAUCCAAUUAAGGGAAUGACCAGAGGAGAGGCUCUUGGGUGCCUCUGAUUGACAGUCAGUUAGUCAGAGGCACAGGCAGCAACCUGGCCCUGGGUUUGGUGUUGUCGGAAGUGGCAGGUGGGAUCUGAUUCUAUCUCUGGGUUGAUAGUAUCAGGACUGAGUGGGAUUCGUGGACUCCGUACUGCCACAGAGAGCUGCUUGGUCAGGAGAAGCCUCCACACGCAGUCAUUGGAACUGGGUCCAGCAACUCUUCUCAGUAUGAGACCAUCGAGUAAGGUUAAAAAUGUGUACCCCUAUGUUGGUAGCAGCAGUAUGCACGAUAGCCAAGACACAGAAGCAGUCUGAAUGUCCACCAAAAGAUGAAUGAAUCAAGAGGAUGUGGCACAUAUACACAAUGGAAUAUUACUCAGCCAUAAAAAGAAAUGAAUUUGACUCAGUUCUAGUGAGGUGGAAAGAACAUACAGAAUUACAAGGAGUGAAGUCAGAAAAAUAAAAACAAUUGUUGUAUAUUAAUGCAUAUAUACAGAAUCUAAAAAAAUGGUUCUGGUGAACCUAUUUGCAGGAAAGGAAUGGAAAUGCAGAUGUAGAGAUGGACUUGUGGACACAGUGGGGGAAGGAGAGAGUGGGACAAAUGGAGAAAGUAGCGUCAACAUAUAUACACUAUCCUGAGCACUGGUGAGAAGUUGCUGUGUAACACAGGAAACCCAGUCUGGCACUCUGGUUUCCUAGAGGGGUGGGAUGAGGGAGGGGAGGGAGGUGAGAUACAUAUAUCACUGGAGAAGGGAAUGGCAAACCACUUCAGCGUUCUUGCCUUGAGAACAGUAUGAAAAGGCAAAAAGAUGGGACACUGAAAGAUGAACUCCCCAGCUCAGUAGGUGCCCAAUAUGCUACUGGAGAUCAGUGGAGAAAUAACUCCAAAAAGAACGAAUAGAUGGAGCCAAAGCAAAAACAACACCCAGUUGUGGAUGUGACAUGAUGGAAGCAAGGUCCGAUGCUGUAAAAAGCAAUGUUGCAUAGGAACCUGGAAUGUUAAGUCCAUGAAUCAAGGCAAAUUGGAAAUGAUCAAAUAGAAGAUGACAAGAGUGAACAUUGACAUUUUAGGAAUCAGCAAACUAAAAUGGACUUGAAUGGGUGAAUUUAACUCAGAUGACCAUCAUAUCUACUAUUGUGGGCAAGAACCCAUUAAAAGAAAUGGAGUAGCCAUCAUAGUCAUUAAAAGAGUCCAAAAUGCAGUACUUGGAUGCAGUCUCAAAAAUCUGUAUGACCAACCUAGACAGCAUAUUAAAAAGCAGAGACAUUACUUUGCCAACAAGGUCCAUCUAGUCAAGGCUAUGGUUUUUCCAGUGGUCAUGUAUGGAUGUGAGAGUUGGACUAUAAAGAAAGCUGAGUGCCAAAGAAUUGAUGCUUUUGAACUGUGGCGUUGGAGAAGACUCUUGAGAGUCCCUUGGACUGCAAGGAGAUCCAACCAGUCCCUUGUAAAAGAAAUCAGUCCUGAAUAUUCAUUGGAAGGAGUGAUGCUGAAGCUGAAGCUCCAAUACUUUGGCCACCUGAUGCGAAGAGCUGACUCACUGGAAAAGACCCUGAUGCUGGGAAAGAUUGAAGGCGGGAGGAGAAGGGGACGACAGAGGAUGAAAUGGUUGGAUGGCAUCACGGACUCAAUGGACAUGAGUUUGAGUAAAUUCUGGGAGUUGGUGACGGACAGGGAGGCCUGUCGUGCUGCAGUCCAUGGUGUUGCAACCGAGUCGGACACAACUGGGUGACUGAACUGAAUUGAACUGAUUAUAUAUAUAUAUAUAUAUAUAUAUAUAUAUAAUGUAAUGUUAGUCGCUCAGUCAUGUCUGACUCUCUGUGACCCCGUGGACUGCCCACCAGGCUCCUCUGUCCAUGGAAUUCUCCAGGCAAGAAUACUGGAGUGGGUAUUCUUCUUCUUAUAUAUAUUUUCUUCUCCAUAUAUAUAUAAUUAUGGCUGAUUCAAGUUGUUAUACAGCAGAAACCAACACAACAUUUUAAAUAUUUAAAACAACGGACAUUAAAAAAAAAAAAGAAUGAAAUGAUGUUAUUUGCAGCAACAUGGAUGAACCUAGAGAUUAUCAUGCUAAGUGAGAUAAGUCAGACAAUGACAAAUACCAUAUGAUAUCACUUACAUGUGGAAUCUAAAAUAUGACACAAAUGAACUUACUUACAAAAUAGAAAUAGACCCACAGACAUAAAGAACAGGCUUGAGGUUGCCGAGUGGGGACAGUGGGGUGGAGGAGGGAUAGACUGGGUGUUUGGGAUUAGCAGAUGCAGACUCGUAUAUAUAGGAUGAAGAAACAGCACGGCCCUAGUAUAGAACACAGGGCAGUAUACUCAGUGUCCUAUGGCAAACGGCAGUGGGAAAGAAUAUAUAUGUACAACUGAGUCACUUUGCUGCACAGCAGAAAUAACACAACGUUGUAAGUCAGCGAUACUUCAAUUUGUAGAAAACAUGCAGGCAACACUAUAUAAUAUGCACAGACACACACUUUUGUUGUGGAAGCACAAAAACACUCCAGGUGUGGCCCAUGAGGAGCAAGAGGUGAGGGUAACCCAGAGGGUGAGGGGUCGCUCCGGCUGCUCCUAGACACUUCACAUAUUUAACAGUAAAAGAGAACUGUGGACUGAACAUGGGAAAUGAUAUUUUAAACUGUUCUGUGUUUUAUUUUUGAUGCAUAUAUUACUUGCAAUACAUUAGAUGUAACCUCCUUCCAGAGAAAAAUAAAGGAAGUGUGUGGGGAAGAGGUGUCCUAAGAGCACGGUCCCAUACCAAGGUCACGGGAGCAAGGCCUUGCACCAAGGCCACAGAAGCGGGGCCCAGAACCAAGGCCAUUUCCAGAACUUACUGAAACCCUUUGUAACCAUUGCCAAAAGUUCUGUUGAUCAUCACUAACAAGCUUCCUGACCAAAAUAGGCAAAGAGGCCCAAUCCAGUAUUCACCAUAUAACGCCCUAACCCAUCACCUAAUGCCACCCUUCCAGCAGGAAUCUUUUUUGUCUUGAGGCUAUAAAAAUUGGCUACUAACCCAGGAAAACGGCUUCCCUCAUAACUCAGUUGGUAAAGAAUCUGACUGCAAUGGAGGAGACCCCAGUUCGAUUCCUGGGUCAGGAAGAUCCACUGGAGAAGGGAUAGGCUACCCACUCCAGUAUUCUUGGGCUUUCCUUGUGGCUCAGCUCGUAAAGAAUCCACCUGCAACUCGGGAGACCUGGGUUCGAUCCCUGGGUUGGGAAGACCCCCUGGAGAAAGGAAAGGCUACCCACACGACUGAGCACCAUGAAAAGCAUCAGCUCUCCCUGGCCUGUCAGGAGGUCAGCCGCUGUGCUCACAGGGCCCUCAUUGUCUCUGCUCUCUGCUCUCAAUAAACUCACUCCUUUCUGAAA